This is a messenger RNA of Penicillium verhagenii, 1260 nucleotides long. RefSeq names its product putative RNA polymerase II Elongator complex associated protein Kti12. The transcript has 3 exons. The coding region runs from base 1 to 1260 and encodes 419 amino acids. Lineage: Eukaryota; Fungi; Ascomycota; Eurotiomycetes; Eurotiales; Aspergillaceae. The record is from RefSeq and is a predicted model, not a curated record.
AUGCCUCUCGUGAUUCUAACCGGCUACCCUUGCUCCGGUCUCACCUACCGCGCGAACCAGCUCGCGGCGCUCUUCGAAACAGCGCAGGAUGAACUCUUCGCUGCCACCGAUUCAGCCUCGCCUGCUACCCUAAAGUCUCGAUUCAAAGUUCAUGUCGUUGCAUCUCAUGACACCUCACACCCUCGAAUCGUAUACGAUCAUGCACGCACAGAAAAGGAGGCCCGUGGCGUAGCCUACGCUCGGGCUAAGCGUGUCCUUGCUCGCGAUAGCAUUGUGAUCUUGGAUGGCAUGAAUUAUAUCAAAGGAUGGCGGUACCAGCUUUGGUGUGAGGCCAAGGCUGCCGGAACAUCAUGCUGUGUGGUCCAUGUCGGAACACCCGUUGACCAAUGUAUUGCGAACAACGACGCCCGACUCCAGCGUCAAGCUUCCGAGAAACCCUCAGACGCAAACACAGACUCACAGGUCCCAUCCACCACCGAGACAGACUCCUCUUCCCCAGAAGUCCCCGCCAAACCAACCGACACCGAAGAACCAUACCCAUCCGAGCUCCUCAACAACCUCAUCUUCCGCUACGAAGAACCAAGCACCCACAGCCGCUGGGAUAAACCCCUCUUCACAGUCCCCUGGGCCGACGAAACGCCGCCCGUAGCAGACAUCUUCCACGCUCUCACCGGCGUAGUUCUCCCCUCCGCCCAAGAACCAUCCAUAACCCCCAUGACCGAUCUCGCCGCCUCCCUCGGCUCAACAUCGCUCUCCUCCGCCGCAAGCGUCACCACAACCCGGACAUCGUUCACCCGCGGCGGCAGCGGAGCCGGCUCUCUACGAUCCCGCAUGGCACCUCACAUGGCAACCGUCCAGGCUGUCUCGACUGACCACGACGCCUUGUACGCCAUGGAGAAGAAGACCUCGGCCGUGGUCACUGCUAUCCGCGCAUUUACGCAGGCUACACCGUCAGCAGAGGUAGCAUUGGCGCAGAGUAAAGACGGCAAGGGAAUCUCGGUUUCUGUGCCCGAAGCUUCGACGCCGGUCUUUGUUCCGGCGCAUGUUGCUACGACGGGGACGACGGAUGAACUUGCUGGGCCUGGUGGGGUUUUGGCGUUGCCGAGAUUGCAGCGCUUGAGGAGGCAGUGGAUUAGUUUGAAUCGGGUUUAUAUUGGGCGUGGGCAUGGGGCUGGGCAGGGUGGGUUGCCAGCUGAUCAGAUUGGGGAUGCGUUUGUGAGGUUUUUGAAUUCGACUUUUGGGGGUGAUGAUGAUUCGUAG